UAAGCUUUACAUGCAUGUGUAUUUAUAUUGCUUUUAUUUUGAAAGUGGGAUCCUGAGAGCAUCAAUGAAGAUACAGAGUUCAUUAUGGGAGUUAAAGCAAACAAGGCCCUUGGCUUUGCUGCAACAAGAGGAAAACUCUACUACAGACAUCCAGAACUUUUCAAGUACUCAGGGGACUCUGAUGAUAAACUGUGGCUUUAUGAACAGAAUGAACUGCCUAUCACGGGAGGCAAGGCAUUUCUUAUGAUAGCUGAUGACAUCAGGAAACUGGCUGUUCAUCAUGACUACAGGAACAACGAAGGUUUCAAUCUGGAGGAGAUCAAGGGCUUCAAAGUACCUCCCAGAAUGUUGGAGAAGAUGAAAAACCACAUGAGAAAAUUAAAGCGAGAGGCGACAGCUCGAUCUGAGAUCAGAGACAAAGUGAAGGAGGAACAAUCAGCUUCUGUAAAAGAAGAGAAAGGACUGGUAGAACAGACACAAUACAGUGAAACACCACCACAAACUACUGACAACAUCAAACAGGAACAGUGAAACAUUCACUGCUACAUGCUUCAGAGUGAAUAGCGACAACUUACUCAAUUAGAAUUCUGUGGUCUCAGUUGCAGCCAUAAGCGA
Molecule: messenger RNA, 615 nt
Organism: Orbicella faveolata
Lineage: Eukaryota; Metazoa; Cnidaria; Anthozoa; Scleractinia; Merulinidae
Product: deoxynucleotidyltransferase terminal-interacting protein 1-like
Cellular component (GO): nucleus
Molecular function (GO): nucleosome binding; DNA binding
Source: RefSeq, a predicted model, not a curated record